Messenger RNA from Dissoconium aciculare CBS 342.82, 249 nucleotides. RefSeq lists its product as uncharacterized. Bases 1 to 249 code for a protein of 82 amino acids. Lineage: Eukaryota; Fungi; Ascomycota; Dothideomycetes; Mycosphaerellales; Dissoconiaceae. The record is from RefSeq and is a predicted model, not a curated record. The transcript has 2 exons.
AUGUCAACACUAGACGUCAACCUCACCGUCCUCCUCAUCGUGGUCGGUGCAGCAGCCAGCGUCCUGCUGGCCUACGCCUUCACGCAUGUCUUCUGGCGACCGAUCCCGCAAGAGAGCGCUGUCAGCAAGAGCGAGGAAGAGCUCAGUCAGGUGCAAUACAUGCGCCAAGUGCGGCUCAGGAACCUCGAUAUUCUGGCCGACUCUCUGGGACACCCCCGGGAUAAGAGGACGACGCAUGAUAUGGUCUGA